This is a messenger RNA of Zonotrichia leucophrys gambelii, 4563 nucleotides long. Its product is annotated as collagen alpha-1(I) chain-like. The coding region runs from base 1747 to 4350 and encodes 867 amino acids. Gene Ontology annotation, cellular component: basement membrane. Gene Ontology annotation, molecular function: extracellular matrix structural constituent conferring tensile strength. The record is from RefSeq and is a predicted model, not a curated record. The transcript has 23 exons. Gene Ontology annotation, biological process: extracellular matrix organization. Lineage: Eukaryota; Metazoa; Chordata; Aves; Passeriformes; Passerellidae.
CUCCCGAGAGCAACCGGGAUGAACGGGGGUCACACCGAGCGGGGCUGCAGCGCGGGGAACGCGGCCAAGACCCCCGGGUGGGCUCCGGGCUCCGGGUGUGGGGGGUCCAGGCGGGAGGAGAAGCGCUGCUGAUAACGGAGCAUCCCGCACGGCUCGGCCCCGGUGUGUCCGCGACUGUCCAGGGCGGCUCCUCCGGGCCCCCGAGCCCACCUGGCCCCGGUGCCGCAGCCCCCCGCGCCCCCCGCCCCGCACAGCCCGGGAUAGGCUGAAGGCUGCCGGCACCUAGCGGCUACUCGGGAAAAGCGGGAGCGGGCGGGAGCCCCGGCUGCCUCCUGGGACCCGGCCCCGCCAGUCCCCGCUGCACCGGGAGAGGACGGGAGCCCGGAGACGCGGGGAGCAGCCCCUGCGCCCGCGGGACAGCCCCGAGCAUCACCCGGGGCUAGUGACCCCCGAACUGCGCCUGGGGCAUCGCAGUCAACACGGGGUUUGGGACAACUGGAGGGACAUGUCUGGAUGUGAGGUGGGGGCCGUGGGCACAGCACGGGGGUCUUGGAUGUGGCAGGGGGGCCCUGGUGUGGGGGUCAGUGCGGUGGGUGGGACAAAUGGAGCAGAGCUGCCUGUCAUGCAGGCUGAGAAGCCCAAACUCAUCUCAUGGGUGAGUACAUCCAGUGCUCAGAGUGGCAUUUUGAGGCUUGAGUGACAGCACCGGUGGCAUUGCCACCAGGGCUCUCCAGACAAUCUUCUCUCUCCCAUGCAGGUGAGCUGGGCAGCAGCAAGUGCAGGCAAGGAUAGGGGCAAGCAGGGUCUGUGUCCCCCACACUCCCCAGCCCCCACAAGGUCUCCUCACACAGCUCUGAGCCCCUGCCCUGCCUGGCACUGCUGCACCGUGGCCCUGACUCGGGGCAGAGCCACCAGCCUUGACUCAGUGUCCCAGCAGAGACCAAACCCAAACAGGUGCCCAGUCCUGCCCAGGCUGUGGCACCUUAUCAGGCGCUGGCAGCACUGAGUGCCCGCCAGGGAGAUUGUUGUGUCUGCAGGCAGUGGGGAUAUGCAGGGGAGGACAGUUCCCUCACCUCUGCCCCGACACUGCUCCUGCAGCUCCCUGUCCCAGCACCGUCCCAGCACCAUCCUGUAACACUGACUGGGGCUGGGCUGGUGCCCCCCACAGUUGUGCUGCCCCCACCCCAACACAGCUCUGAGGCCAGGCAGGGGCUCAGUGCUGAUGUUUGGUGCUCAGGCCCUUGCCUGGGACAGCCCCGUGUCCCCAGUCCUUGAUGGGGGCUCUUUGGGAUUCCUGAGGCUGUGGGGGCCCAGACUGGCUGCAGCUCCUCAGCCACACACCCAGCAGGGUCUGGAGCUGCCAUAGCCCUGGGGAGAGGUUGCAGGAUGGCAAAAGGCAGGAGCAGGAGAGGGUUGGGGGUCAGAGAGGGCUGUAACCCCCACCUGAGGGUGGCUCUGAUGAAACCAGUGAGACCCCAGGCCCUUUGAAUAUACUUUGGGACACGAUGCCUGCACAGAUGCUGCAGGACUCCAAUACCAGCAGCAGGACAGACCUCAGGGACGACCCGCAGCCAGUGCCCCCUCCUCCACUGCAUUCACUCCCCAUUUCCAGGCAGCCUCUCCUCCCCAGCCCUCCCUCGCAUCCAUCCUGGCAUCUCCUCCCUUCCUGCGGCUCCCAGUGCCCCCUGUCCCCGGGCUGGCAGCACAGACGGUGUCCGGGCCCCGUGGGGGCUCAGCACCCUCCGGAUGCGGUCCGUGGGUGCGGGGCGGGCCGGGGGCGUGGCGGGGCCGCCGAUAACAGCGGGCGCCGAGCGGGGGCCGCGGGACCAGACGGCACAAGGAGUGGGACGAGCCAAGGACCCCCCCAUCGUGGGCAGCAGAAUGGGGUCCAGCAGCCUCCUGAGACUCCUCUGCAUGGUCUCGGUGCUGGCCAGCUGCCUGCACCCCGCCACGGCCCAGUGGUUUUCCCUGGGCUCAGAGGACACCACCCCGGACCCGGGCACCAGCCCCGUGCCCCCCGGCCUGGAUGGGGAGGAAGACACAGACGCCAGCGUGGAGCCCGCGGGGAAGGUGCUGCUGAGCAAACCUCCUCUGGUAACAGCCCCUAAACGCCGGGACCAACUCUCAAAGGGGGCAGCAAAGGGGUCAGGCCGUGCUCCACCACGCACACGAGGCCAGCACCGACCCACGGCCGCCCCGGAGAUCCUGGAGGGGAGCGCGGUGGAGGAGGAGUUCCUGCAGAUCCAGACCACGGCCAAGGGGCUGCCCCGGCGGCUCCCGUCGGUCCCGGACACGGACCCUGCCCUCCAGGCGCACAACACCUCCGGCUGUGUCUGCCCCGUGCGCCCCGGCCCUCCCGGCCCUCCCGGCCCAAAGGGAGAGAAGGGUGACCGAGGGUUCCCCGGAGAGAGAGGCCAGCCCGGAUUUCUAGGGGAGAGGGGGAAGCCCGGCAGCCCAGGACAGCCGGGUCACCAGGGUCCCCGGGGCCCUCCGGGACCUCCGGGACCACCGGGACCCCCGGGACCCCCGGGUGCUGGGGGAUCCCGGGGCUCACCCGCGCCUGCUGCGCUCCCUGAGAGAUCAGAGAACGAGCUGGGAGUCUCCAGCCCUGCAGGUAACCCGGGACCCCCAGGUCCCCCCGGGCUGCCCGGCAUGCCCGGACCCCCCGGCUACCCAGGGCACGAUGGCCCCCAGGGGGCCCCUGGGCGGGAGGGAAAGCCAGGACCCCCAGGCCCCCCAGGAGCCGCGGGGCCACCCGGCUUCCCUGGGGCUGAAGGACUCCCAGGGUCUCCAGGCUCAGCUGGGCCGGAUGGACCCCCAGGGGCACCCGGACUCCCAGGGCCUCAGGGUCCCCCCGGGGUGCCUGGGCACGAAGGACCCCCUGGUCCCCCAGGAUCUGCAUCACACCCUGGCAAACCAGGGCUCCGAGGGGAGCCAGGAUUCCCAGGACAAAAGGGCGAGAAGGGCGAGUAUGGGCUGCCAGGCAUGCCAGGGAGCCCUGGCCGGACUGGAGAACCAGGGUCCCCAGGCAUGCCCGGUCCCAUGGGGCCACCAGGACCACCAGGGGACUACAGGUGUGACUCACGCCACGCUGGACACCACGGGCUGGCCGGGCUGCCGGGCACCAAGGGAGAAAAGGGCGACCCUGGAGAGCCGGGGUGCUGCUAUGGGGAGCACGGGUGCAAACCAGGGCACCUCCCCUUCCCCAGCACCGGCAGCCAGCCCGGCUCGUGGGGCUCCAUCAGCAGGUACCAGACGGAUGGCAAAGAGGAACCAGAGAUUUAUGGAGCCAUCAUCCCCCAUGCUCUUCGAGGUCCCCCCGGGAACCCCGGGCCCCCUGGGCCCCCCGGCCCCCCUGGCCCUCCAGGCCUCCUCUACCUCAAUAGGGUGCACCCCGUGCAUGCCCAGCCGCCCUGCAAGCAGCCGGCAUCCACAGACCGCAGCUGGCCAUCAGAUGCUGGUGUCCCUCAGGCAGAGCCAUCGGACUCCCGCGCUGAUCUCCGGCGCCACACGUGGGUGUUCAAGUCCAAGGAGCUGAUGGUGAAGGCGAGCAGCGCUGUGCCCGAGGGGAGCCUGGUCUAUGUGAGGGAAGGGAGCAGCGCCUUCCUGCGGACCCCCGCCGGCUGGAGCCGCCUCCUGCUGGAGGAUCCCAAGUCGUUCCUGGCUGGUGAUGACCCCUCUGCCUCCACCCCACAGUACCAGGAGGUGAAGAGGGUGCAGCCAAGAGGUCCCAACACGCUGUCACCUGUGCAAUAUCCAACAGACUCACUGAUCCAGAAGGAGGAGGAACAAGGGCUGACCCAGACUCUGCCCACCACCACAGCCCCACGGAUCCCAUCUCUCCGCCUGGCUGCCCUCAACGUGCCCCUGUGGGGCGACAUGAGCGGGAUCCGGGGCGCUGACCUACAGUGCUACCGGCAGUCCCAGGAGGCCGGACUCUACGGAACCUUCCGGGCCUUCCUGUCAGCCCCCAGCCAGCAGCUGCUGUCCAUCGUCAAGAGGACAGACAGGACCCUCCCCAUCAUCAACCUCAAGGGGCAGCUGCUGGCCAAGUCCUGGAGCUCCCUCUUUGGGGGUGCUGCCCUGCGGGGUCCCAUCUACUCCUUCAACGGGCGCAACGUCCUGGCAGAUCCCCUCUGGCCCCACCGGCUAGCCUGGCACGGCUCCACGCCACGGGGUGGCCAUGCCCGCCGCUGGGACUGCCAGGGCUGGCGCAGCUCUGGCACAGCCCAGGGCAUGGCCAGCGCCCUGGGGGAGGGCAGGCUGCUGGCUGGGCAGAGGCACAACUGCUCCACGCCGCUGGCCGUGCUCUGCAUCGAGGUGGCUUUUCCUUACCGGCACAUGUGGUGACAAGGGUGACACCCAAGCAGGAGCUCCAGGUGUUCCUCUAGGCCUGGGGAAUGUCCCUGGGAGCACUGAGGGGACACCAGGUCCACAGCCAGGCUGUGCCACCCCACAGAUCCCUGUGCCAUGGGGCAAUGCUGGGUUGUGCCUGCAGCCUCCUACCUCCACUGGAGCCAUCACCACUCAGAAAUAAAGAUAUAAAAAUGUUGGUUUUUAUGA